AUGAAACGGAUAUUUGGUUCCUUUAACAAGCGCUCCAACACAGCGUCCUCGCUGGACAGUCCCGCGGCCUACCCUGACGACUCCCCUGAGGGCGUUAUCUUAAGAGAAGUGAAUGCCUUUUGCGAAGCGGGCGCUGGUCCCGGCAAUCCCCAAGGAGACGAAUUCGUUCAUCUUCCUGGUAUCGUCGAAAGCGCCGAGUCCAGUCCUAAUGCCGCCCGCGAAGCCGCCCAUCGCAUUCGCAAGUUGCUCUCCGACACGGCCGCCACGCCGCCAGCCAAUGCGCAGUACAAUGCGAUCAUGCUGAUUCGCAUCCUCGUCGAUAACCCCGGUCAUACGUUUACGCGCAAUAUCGAUGUCAAAUUUGUCGCUACCGUGAAGGAUCUCCUGCGACAGGGGAGGGACUCGAAUGUGCAACACUUCCUCCGGGACACUUUGGACACUUUUGACACCCAGCGACCAUGGGAUGAAGAUUUGGGGCUGCUUAUAGGAAUGUGGCGGAAGGAAAAGACGAAGCUCACAAGAUCCAAUAGUGGGAGCACUUGGCGUUCGCAGCCUUCGCCCCAGCCCCAGGGUACGCAAUCGAAUUACUUUAACGUUCGACAGAAUAGUUCGUCGCUUCCACCCCCGGACGAACUGGCCGCACGUGUGUCUGAAGCUAAGACGUCGGCGAAGCUUCUGAUCCAGUUUGUCCAGUCAACUCCGCCCGCAGAGUAUCUGGAGAAUGAGCUUAUCAAGGAGUUUUCCGACCGGUGUCGGGUGGCAUCGCGUGCUAUGGAGAAAUAUAUCCAUUCGACGAACCCGGCGCCUGACGAGGAUACGCUGAUGACGUUGAUCGAAGCGAACGAUGAAUUAUCGGUGGCACUAUCGAAACAUCAGCAUGCCAUUCUGAAGGCUCGCAAAACUCUGGGCCAAGCCGGGAGCCAGUCGCCUUCUUCGUCGGAUGAUACGUCGGCGUCGGGGGCAUUGCGGCCGGUUCCUCCACCACCCCCUGUAUCACAAUGGCAACCGCAGAGUUCUCCUGGACCCUCCGCGGCACCGGUGCAACAACCUGCAGUGCCGAUGAUGACCCCUGCAGCAGGGUUCCCACCGUCGACAAACAAUGGCGCGGGACAGCAUGAGUAUCGGUCCGAGGAUUUCCAGGUCCAGAAUCCCUUUGCGGACAACUUCAAUUCUCCUAUGAACGCACCGACCCAUGCCGAAACUUCACGGAUGGAUGGGCCGCCCAACGACUGGUGGAGCGACCCCCAGCAACGGCCUAUCUAG
Messenger RNA from Aspergillus affinis, 1263 nucleotides. RefSeq names its product GAT-like domain-containing protein. Gene Ontology annotation, molecular function: phosphatidylinositol binding; ubiquitin binding. Gene Ontology annotation, cellular component: actin cortical patch. The record is from RefSeq and is a predicted model, not a curated record. The transcript is spliced from 5 exons. Lineage: Eukaryota; Fungi; Ascomycota; Eurotiomycetes; Eurotiales; Aspergillaceae. Bases 1 to 1263 code for a protein of 420 amino acids. Gene Ontology annotation, biological process: actin cortical patch localization; actin filament organization; endocytosis.